CAAUAUCAGGUAAGCUGUGGAGGUGGGGUCCUUGGAGAUUGGAUGACAGCAGCUGGAAGGGGAUAAGGGUGCAGUGAGCCCCUCCCUCAAGGAAGUCUGGCUUUAUCCAGAGACAGGGCCCUCUGAGGUGGGGCUGAGGUAAAAAGGGGGAUUGAGCAGCCCAGGAGAAGAGAGAUGGGGGUUCCCUUCUUCCCUUCUCUCAGAUGCACGGUGGACUCAGGACCUUGCUGGGCUGGGGGUAUCACUGCAGAGAUGAAGCUGCUUCUGGCCUUAGCAGGGCUCCUGGUCAUUCUGGCCAUGCCCCAACCCUCUGAAAGUGCUUCUUCAGCUGUCCUGGGGGAGGUGGAUACCUCGUUGGUGCUGAGCUGCAUGGAGGAGGCCAAGCAGCUGGUGGACAAGGCCUACAAGGAGCGGCGGGAAAGCAUCAAGCAGCGGCUUCGCAGUGGCUCAGCCAGCCCCAUGGAACUCCUAUCCUACUUCAAGCAGCCCGUGGCAGCCACCAGGACAGCGGUGAGGGCUGCUGACUACUUGCACGUGGCUCUAGACCUGCUGGAGAGGAAACUGAGGUCCCUGUGGCGAGGGUCAUUCAACGUCACUGACGUGCUGACGCCCGCCCAGCUGAAUUUGUUGUCCAAGUCAAGCGGCUGCGCCUACCAGAACGUGGGGGUGACUUGCCCGGAGCAGGACAAAUACCGCACCAUCACCGGGAUGUGCAACAACAGACGCAGCCUCAUGCUGGGGGCCUCCAACCGUGAGUUUGUGCGCUGGCUGCCGGCGGAGUAUGAGGAUGGCUUCUCGCUUCCCUACGGCUGGACGCCUGGGGUCAAGCGCAACGGCUUCCCGGUGCCUCUGGCUCGCGCUGUCUCCAACGCGAUCGUGCGCUUCCCCACGGAUCAGCUGACCCCGGACCAGGAGCGCUCACUCAUGUUCAUGCAGUGGGGCCAGCUGUUGGACCACGACCUCGACUUCACCCCUGAGCCGGCUGCCCGGGCCUCCUUCCUCACUGGCGUCAACUGCGAGACCAGCUGCGUGCAGCAGCCGCCCUGCUUCCCACUCAAGAUCCCGCCCAACGACCCCCGCAUCAAGAACCAAGCCGACUGCAUCCCGUUCUUCCGCUCCUGCCCGGCCUGCCCCCAGAGCAACAUCACCAUCCGCAACCAGAUCAACGCGCUCACCUCCUUCGUGGACGCCAGCAUGGUGUACGGCAGCGAGGAGCCCCUGGCCAGGAACCUGCGCAACAUGUCCAACCAGCUGGGGCUGCUGGCGGUCAACCAGCGCUUCCAAGACAACGGCCGGGCCCUGCUGCCCUUUGACAACCUGCACGAUGACCCCUGUCUCCUUACCAACCGCUCGGCGGGCAUCCCCUGCUUCCUGGCAGGGGACACCCGUUCCAGUGAGAUGCCUGAGCUCACCUCCAUGCACACCCUCUUACUUCGGGAGCACAACCGGCUGGCCACAGAACUCAAGCGCCUGAACCCUAGGUGGGAUGGGGAGAGGCUCUACCAGGAGGCCCGGAAGAUUGUGGGGGCCAUGGUCCAGAUCAUCACUUACCGGGACUACCUGCCCCUGGUGUUGGGGCCAGCAGCCAUGAGGAAGUACCUGCCCAGGUACCGUUCCUACAAUGACUCAGUGGACCCACGCAUCGCCAACGUCUUCACCAAUGCCUUCCGCUACGGCCACACCCUCAUCCAACCCUUCAUGUUCCGCCUGGACAAUCAGUACCAGCCCAUGGAACCCAACUCCCGUGUCCCCCUCAGCAGGGUCUUUUUUGCCUCCUGGAGAGUAGUGCUGGAAGGUGGCAUUGACCCCAUCCUCCGGGGCCUCAUGGCCACCCCUGCCAAGCUGAAUCGUCAGAACCAAAUUGUAGUGGAUGAGAUCCGGGAACGAUUGUUUGAACAGGUCAUGAGGAUUGGGCUGGACCUGCCUGCUUUGAACAUGCAGCGCAGCAGGGAUCACGGCCUUCCAGGGUACAAUGCCUGGAGGCGCUUCUGUGGGCUCCCGCAGCCCAACACGGUGGGCGAGCUGGGCACGGUGCUGAGGAACCUGGAAUUGGCGAGGAAACUGAUGAUGCAGUAUGGCACGCCCAACAACAUCGACAUCUGGAUGGGCGGCGUGUCUGAGCCCCUGGAGCGCAAUGGCCGCGUGGGCCCACUCCUCGCCUGCAUCAUCGGCAUCCAGUUCAGGAAGCUCCGGGAUGGUGAUCGGUUUUGGUGGGAGAACGAGGGUGUGUUCAGCAUGCAGCAGCGACAGGCCCUGGCCCAGAUCUCCUUGCCCCGGAUCAUCUGUGACAACACGGGCAUCACCACUGUGUCUAAGAACAACAUCUUCAUGUCCAACUCGUAUCCCCGGGACUUUGUCAACUGCAGUACACUUCCUGCAUUGAACCUGGCUUCCUGGAGGGAAGCCUCCUAGAGGCUAAGUAAGGGGGUGCAGCAGUGAGGGGUAUAUCUGGGCUGGCCAAUUGGAACCACGGCCAAUUGGAACAAUCUGGGCUGGCCAAUCUCCUUGCCCUAGGUGAGCCCAGCCCUGUUCUGGGUGCAGCUGAGAAAAUGAAUGACUAGACAUUCAUUUGUGUGCUCAUGUAUCUGCAAAGUAUAUAAAUUGGCAUUUCAUGUGUGUGUGUUGUCUGAACAUGGGGAGUGUUUCAUGGGUUAUGUGUAUGUGCCAUUUAUGUGAGUGUGUGUUUGUGCCGAUGAGAAUACUGAGUAUGUGGAAGGCAGCAGAACGGACUGGUGAGGCGCACAGCUCAGGAAUUAGACUGCUUGGGUUCCCAUCCUGGCUCUGUGGCUUGCUAGCUUUGUGAACUUGAGCAAAUUACCCUCAUUAAACAAGAGUUUUCUUCCUUGUAAAUUACAUCUGCCAUGGUUUCUUGGAGGGCCCACUUGUAUCCUCUUGUUCUUCAUUUAUUGAGCACCUACUACAUGCAAGGCACUGUACUGGGCAUGAGAAACAUAUAGAGACAAGAAAGAGAUACCAAAAUGCCAUCUGUGUCUCGGUUAGCAGAGCUGGACCAGUGGUGCCCUGGAGGGAUGAGCCAGCCGCAGCUGGGCUCUGUGGUUGACUUAUAGGCCCAGCCAGCCAGGCUCAGGCCAUGGCUCCCCUUUUUCUUCCUCACCCUGAUUUCUUGCUUAUUCACUGGAGUCCUCCUGAAGAGGAACUGGGCCUGUUGUACUUUCUGUACCAUUUAUUUGCUCCCAAUGUUUAUGAUAAUAAAGGCACCACCAAUGGGGACCUCCA
Messenger RNA from Rhinopithecus roxellana (golden snub-nosed monkey), 3237 nucleotides. It is a transcript of the gene MPO, whose product is annotated as myeloperoxidase. Bases 175 to 2412 code for a protein of 745 amino acids. The transcript is spliced from 12 exons. Gene Ontology annotation, biological process: response to oxidative stress. Gene Ontology annotation, molecular function: peroxidase activity; heme binding. Lineage: Eukaryota; Metazoa; Chordata; Mammalia; Primates; Cercopithecidae. The record is from RefSeq and is a predicted model, not a curated record.